AUGGAUUCAUCUUCAUCAGGUCACGCGUUCGAUAAGGCAGAACAGAUCAUUAUCGUCGGUGCAGGCCCCUCGGGGCUGUUACUGGCUCUUCUUCUUGCCCAGAAAAACAUUCCCUCGGUAGUCCUGGAGGCAUGGCCGCAUCUUGACACACGUCUACGAGCAACUCAGUACGGAGUACCCGCAACCCGGGUCUUCCGUCGCGCAGGCAUACUGGAUGAUAUUCGUAAAGCCAGUAUUGCAAAGUUCCCUAGCAUUUGCUGGAGACGCGUUUCUGAUCACCAGAAGCUGAUAAGUCUUGAUCUCUCGCUUGUUGAGGAUGAUCCUGAUCGCAUGACGAUCUUGCCCCUUGGAGAGAUCAUACAGAUCCUAUAUCGGCAUUGCCUUGAGAGGGGAGAGGGAUUGAUUGACGUCAAGUUCAAGCAUGAGGUUACAAAUGUCGGUCAGGAUGACAAGUCGGCCUAUGUUGAUGUCAACAUCAUAGGUGAAGGGGGGGUUGAGAAAGCGAGACUCACUGCUGACUACGUCGUUGGGUGCGACGGAGCAUCUAGUGCUGUACGACGCUCAUUGUUUGGAAGAGAUUGGCCUGGCCAGACACUGCCAUACCGAUUUGUCGUUCAGAACGUCUACUACGACGGCUUCCAGAAACAUAAUUGGGAUGGCGGAAAUUACAUGGUAGACAAUGACCACUGGGGCCUCAUCGCCCGCCGAGGAAAAGGUGGUCUAUGGCGCGUCACCUACGGGGAUCCAGUCAUAGGCUUGACAGACGAAGAGUACCUGGCCCGCCGACCAGCACACAUGAAAGCAAUGCUGCCAGGACAUCCCGACACUGAACAGUAUCGAAUUGAACAGACAAAUUUGUACAACAUACACAAUCGUUGUGUUGAGAGCUUCAAGGUCGGUCGUGUCAUGCUAGCGGGCGAUGCAGCGCAUGUCUGCAACCCUAUGGGAGGAUAUGGCUGCAUGACUGCCGUCUUGGACGUCGGUGGUCUAGCGGAUUGCUUCAUCGGAUACUACCACGGUCUAGCAGACGAAGACAUCCUCGACAAGUAUGCAGAAGUGAGACGGGAUAUCUUUGUCAAAUACGUGGAUCCAAGAUCGAUCAAGAAUCUCAAUCGCGUGGCAACAUCUGAUCCUCAUACUGUGCUGGAAACAGAUAAGUUCUUUGGUAUCUUGAAGGAUCUUCAGAAAGAUGAAGAUGACAUGAAGGCGUUUCUCCUGAAAGUGUCCAGCAUCGAAUACGACUUCACCAAGCAUUACACAAGCAAUCAGAACGAACUCAUCCAGUGA
Molecule: messenger RNA, 1287 nt
Organism: Fusarium odoratissimum NRRL 54006
Lineage: Eukaryota; Fungi; Ascomycota; Sordariomycetes; Hypocreales; Nectriaceae
Exons: 4
Coding region: 1-1287 (428 amino acids)
Molecular function (GO): FAD binding
Source: RefSeq, a predicted model, not a curated record